Closterium sp. NIES-65 is the source of this 4029-nucleotide messenger RNA. Lineage: Eukaryota; Viridiplantae; Streptophyta; Zygnematophyceae; Desmidiales; Closteriaceae. The record is from the annotation of a GenBank genome assembly.
AUGCACUCCUCCACACAGGCGCCGGACGACAUGCACAACGCACACAAGGGGCUGGUGCUGUUUGUGAUCGGGUCGGGGUGGUCGCAGUUCUACUUCCACCACGUGCCUGACAAGGACGAGAUGUUUACCGCUGCGUUUGCGCCGUACGUGCUGCCUUUGCCCCGUACGUGCUGCCUUCGCCCGGUACGUGCUGCCUUUGCCCCGUACGUGCUGCCUUUGCCCCAUACGUGCUGCUUUCGCCCCGUACGUGCUGCCUUUGCCCCGUACGUGCUGCCUUUGCCCCGUACGUGCUGCCUUUGCCCCGUACGUGCUGCCUUUGCCCCUCUGGUAGUGGAGCUGGGGAUGCUGGGAGCAGUGCUGCAUCAGCAGCCAAUGGAGCCGAUGUCUUUCUAUGUGGGGCCUAACGGGCCGGGCAAUUUCAAAGAUUUGGAAGAAGACGAGCUGAUGGCGUUCUCCUUUGCAAUGGCGUUGAAGCAUUCAGAUGAGAUAGAGUGGCAGCUCUCAGUGCCCAUGGCCAAGUCCAUCGUGAGGGGAAUGGAUGCGCUGCAGCUCGCCUCCAGAGAGAUCUUUCCGCACCUCCCGGUGGAAGGCUUUGUGCUCAUGGGAGUGAGCAAGAGAGGACUCAUGGCAUGGCUGACGGCCGCUAUGGAUAAAAGGGUGGUGGGCAUAGUGGCGUACGGCUUUGACCUGCUGGACUUUGGGCGCAACUUCCAGCACCUGCACGACUCGCUGGGCGCGUGGCCGGUCAUCCUCAAGUUCUAUGCCAUCUUCAACGUCACCGAACAGCUGCAAUCGCCCCAGUUCCAGAGGCUCACUGAGGACACGGACCCAUACUACUACAGGGAGCGCCUCACCAUGCCCAAGCUGCUCGUCAGUGCCGCCAACGAUGAAGUGCUGGCUCUGGAUGACACAUCUAGCGUUCCGCGGCCAAUCCUUCCUCCCGCCGCCACGCCUCCAUCUGCCCGCCGACGCGUCCGACCUCCGCGCCGACGCGGACGACCAGCGCGGCGACGCGGACGACCUGCGACCGCCGCGGACGGCCAGCGCGCGACCCCCGACGACCAACGCGCUGCCGCGGACGGCCAGCGCGGCCUCGCCGACGGCCCGCGCGCUGACGCGGACGGCCAGCGCGGCCCCGACGACCCGCGCGCUGACGCGGACGGCCAGCGCGGCCCCGCCGACGACCCGCGCGCUGACGCGGACGGCCAGCGCGGCCCCGCCGACGACCCGCGCGCUGACGCGGACGGCCAGCGCGGCCCCGCCGACGACCCGCGCGCUGACGCGGACGGCCAGCGCGGCCCCGCCGACGACCCGUGCGCUGACGCGGACGGCCAGCGCGGCCCCGCCGACGACCCGCGCGCUGACGCGGACUGCCAGCGCGGCCCCGCCGACGAGCCGCGUGCUGACGCGGACAGCCAGCGCGCGGCCACGAAAGAACCGCGCGCCACCGCGGACGGCCAGCGCGCGGCCGUCGACGCCCCUGCGCCGACGUGGACGGCUGGCGCGCAGCCGCGGCUGAUCUGCCCGCCUGGUUAUACACUCCGCUCCGUCGUGUUCCAGGAGGAAGGCGGACUCCAGCCCAUCGCCCCUUCUGCCCCCACCGGACCUCCUCCUGAUGAGCCCGGACCUGAGCCCGAGUCCCCUGGUGAUCCUCCCUCCUUCGCACCGGAUGUCAACAAUCCUCAAAGCAUGGAAACUGCCAUCCGUGCCUACCGCAACACACUCAACGACCACCUUCGCCGUCAACUGCGCUAUGAGGACGACAAGCGCGCCUACGACGAGGCUGCUGCCCGUCACCGCGACUACCACGCCCAAGUCACCACGUACACUACACGCCUCGCUAGCUACACCUCCGACAUCGCUGCGUGGCGCAUUGCUGACCGUCGAGCUCUCGCCAUCCUCCUCGCCACUAUCCCCUCCUCCCUCAAGCGAGAACUCUCACCCACCUCCUCCUCCCACCUGUGGCAACUGCUUGUCGACCUCUUUGACCGGCAGGACAUCGCCACCCUCUAUGCCCUCAUCAAGGACUUUGGAUCCAUCACCAUGGAUUCCACUGCCGGCGCAGCCGCCUUUACUCGCCGCGUCCUUGACCUUGCUCGCCGCCUUGCAGCACUUGGUGUUACCUACCCUGACACCGUCAUCUGCUGCCACCUCCUCGAAGGCCUCACUCCUGCCUUCGAUGCCCACAAGCUGGCCUACAUGCAACUCCUCUCCAAACAUGACACUCCCGCUCAAGUUGCCCAGUGGAUUAUCACCACCGAGGCAGAAAUCCUUCGCCACUCCUCCUCCACUGCCGCGGUAGCACAGCAGCGCAGCGGCAAAGGCGGACGUGGAGGGGGGCGUGGAGUCUUCGCCUUUUCCUCCGCACCCUCCACCUUCAUCCCAACCACGUAUGAGGAGGCCAUGGCUUGUCCCGACGCCCCGCUCUGGCUCGCCGCCAUCAUCAAGGAGCUCGAGGCGUACAUCUGGCGGAACGACAUGCCCGAGCCAAAGCUGCUCUCCCCAACCGGCCCUUCUCCCCAACCUGCCAUUCUCCCCAACCUGUCAUUCUCCCCAACCUGUCAUUCUCCCCAACCUGUCAUUCUCCCCAACCUGCCAUUCUCCCCAACCUGUCAUUCUCCCCAACCUGUCAUUCUCCCCAACCUGCCAUUCUCCCCAACCUGCCAUUCUCCCCAACCUGUCAUUCUCCCCAACCUGCCAUUCUCCCCAACCUGCCAUUCUCCCCAACCUGCCUUUCUCCCCAACCUGCCCAUUCUCCCCAACCUGCCCAUUCUCCCCUGCCGCCUUUGUUCCCCCCACUCUCCCACCUCCUCCAUCCCUCCCCGGCAGGUACAUCUGGUGGAACGACAUGCCCGAGCCAAAGCUGCUCAAGAUAAUGGCCAACUCGGAGCACAUGCAGAUCCACGUGAACCAAUGGAUCCGCGUCAACCGCUGGGUGAGCACAUCCUCUCUCGCUUCCCCCUGGAGAGCCAACCUUUCCUUCCUUUCCCUCCUCUCCAACUCCUCCUGAGCACGUGUAGCGCCCCCCUCUCCACACCCCCUCUCCACCCCCCCUCUCCACCCCCCCUCUCCACCCUCCCUCUCCACCCCCCCUCUCCACCCCCCCUCUCCACCCCCCCUCUCCAUCCCCCCUCUCCACCCCCCCUCUCCACCCCCCCUCUCCACCCCCCCUCUCCACCCCCCCUCUCCAACCCCCCCUCUCCAACCCCCCUCUCCAACCCCCCUCUUCAAACCACACUCCAGGCCAACCAAGCAACCCUUUCAUUCCUCGCCUCUCUCCUGCACGUCAACUCCUCCUGCGCCUCGCUCCCCGCCUCCUCCCGCCCCUCCCUCACCUGGACGCGCCCCUCCAACGCCCCCCCUUCUCCCCGCCGCCGCAAGCGCUUCGACAAAACAGAGGGCACGGGGCUGUUUGCCCGGGAGGAAAGGGAAACGGCCGAAAGGGAGACGGCAGAGGCUCAGACAGGAGAAGGGGGGGUGGGAGGGUCAGAAGGUGACGGACUGACCAAUCAGGAGCAGCCACCGCAUCCCUGGGGCUGCAUACCGGAGCUGCCAGCUGUCGACUGGCCUAAGCUGAGGUGGCGGUUUGAUUGGUCCACGUUCACCAUUCAUGCCACGUCAGACAGGAAGCCGCUCGCGGUUAGAGCAUGGACUGGCCGCACAGCCAGCGAGCGCCGAGACUUCCGCUUCGUGCUGCAGCGAGGCUCCAAGGGAUGCACGGCGCCCAUGCCAACGGUGCCAGGCACGUAUGCAGGCAAGUUCGACCUGUGUGUGCAGGCCACGCCAUUCUUCCUGCACACCGUCUCGCCGCCCAAGCACCACUCUGAGGAUGGCUUGUGGCACUUCACCUCCACCAUCAGCGGCGUUCCCAAGGUGGGGUUUCGAGCAUUGUGGAUUGAAGCUGAUUUUGCGAUUCCACAAAGAAAAGCUCCUUUUGUGUUGACAACCGAAGCCAUUCUGGCCCCAAACAAGCUGCCGUUCUCACCCUGUCAACCAGGCAACUAUUCUUGCCAACAACGUUGGACAUGA